AUGUCGUCCUUCUUUGGUUUGGGAAAGACGCGAACCUUCAAGCCCCGUAAGGACGUUCCAGAGGGUACGAAGCAAUAUCAGUUGCGCAAGUACGCAGAGGCAACCUUGGGAUCUGGGAAUUUGAGGCUUGCCGUCCAGCUUCCCGAAGGGGAGGACACCAAUGAGUGGCUCGCCGUUCAUGCGGUCGACUUCUUUAAUCACCUGAACAUGUUAUACGGUACUAUCACUGAGUUCUGCACUCCACAGGAGUGCCCUAUCAUGUCUGCCGGUCCUCGAUUUGAGUACCUUUGGGAAGAUGGCAUCAAGUACAAGAAACCCACCAAACUUCCGGCCCCCCAGUACGUAGACGCCCUCAUGAAUUGGACGCAGAACAUUCUAGAUGACGGAAAUAUUUUUCCGAACAAGAUCGGUGUCCCAUUCCCCCGUAAUUUUCGAGACACGGUCCGCACCAUCAUUCGGAGGCUCUUCCGGGUCUACGCCCACAUAUAUAGCAACCAUUUCGACCAAAUCUGUGCACUAGGCAUAGAAGCCCAUCUGAAUACCAGCUAUCGGCAUUUCUUUCUGUUCAUCAAUGAGUUCGACCUUAUGGACAAGAAGGAGCUAGCUCCACUUGAUGAGCUGAACGACGCCAUUCUUUCCGAGGACAAAUCUCGGUAGUUCCUGCACGCACCCUACCCUACGAGCAAUGCCGUCAAGGUGUGGCUGUCAUCGCGCACUUUUCGAGUAUCGACAAUCCCCCCGGAAAAGUCGAAGGGGUAUAUA
Pisolithus orientalis is the source of this 762-nucleotide messenger RNA. Its product is annotated as Mob1/phocein. Gene Ontology annotation, molecular function: protein kinase activator activity. NCBI's taxonomy places the organism in Eukaryota, Fungi, Basidiomycota, Agaricomycetes, Boletales, Pisolithaceae. Gene Ontology annotation, cellular component: nucleus; cytoplasm. The coding region runs from base 1 to 657 and encodes 218 amino acids. Gene Ontology annotation, biological process: positive regulation of protein phosphorylation; cell division; signal transduction. The record is from RefSeq and is a predicted model, not a curated record. The transcript has 9 exons.